CGGCCGGCCGGCCGGGCCGAGCCGCAGUUCGACAGCCACCAUAGCGCGUGCCGGCCGCACGGCCACCGGCGCCCAAACGCAGCUGGACCGCCCGCCCGCCACGCCGGCCCGCCGCUCCCCCCGGCAGUGCUGCACCGGUCGCCGCCGGCGCCCUGAUACGAUCGCGCCGCACCGCCAUGUCGUCGGCGAAGAAGCCACCGCUCACGGCCAAGUCCACGGCCAAAGCUAAACACCUAUGGGCCAUUGCGUGGGACCACCUGAAGGCCUUCGUUGCCGACCUGCUCGAUGUCAGGAUGCUGCCCAUCAAACUCCUGUUCUUCAUGGAACUGGCAGGUAUCGUCACUAUCUGGCCGCACAUGUCGACGCACAUGGCGCACCUGCGGCUGACGGCCGAGGAGACGGGCCUGAUCGUAAUGCUGGGCGGCGUGGCCGGCAUCGUGGCCGCCCUCUCCGCCGGCUACAUCGGCGACAAGAUGGGCAACUUCAAGAUGUACCUGGGCCUGGCGCUGCUCAUAGAGGGCGUCGCCGGCGUGUGCCUGGUGCUGCUGCCGCCGGCCGUGCAGCAGGUGGUGCCGCCUGGCGACGCUUCGCUGAACCACCACUGCGUGGACGACUACCUGCACAUCAACUGGCGCAUGGAGAGCUGUGAACCGCACUUUAGCCUGGCCUCGCUCAACGUGACGCUGCGGGAGUGCCGGCUGUCCUGUCACAGUGUGAACGGGAGUCAGCCGUCGGUGGGCCAGCUGCACUGCGGAGACGACCCGGCCAGCUGCUCGGUGCUGUUCCCGCCGCCCAGUCUGGCCACGGGCGCACCUCUCAGCGUGCUGAUGGUCAACUCCACCGACAACUCGACGCGGCUGCACGCGGUGCCGGCCGGCGGCGGCGGCGCGCGGCCCGUGGCCUGCCCGCCGCCGGCCCUGGCCCAGUCGUGUCGCCUGCAGUGCGCCGACGCGCUGCCGCUCUCCGUGGUCUGCGCGCCGCGGGACGACCGGCAGAGCCACUCACUGACGCUGUGGCUGUACGUCUUCCUGCGCGUGGUCUACUCGUUCUGCCUGGGCACCACGUACACGCUGAUCGACACGACUGUGCUCUCCUACUGCGCGCUGUUCAGCGUCGACUACGGCUUCCAGCGACUGUGGGGCACCGUGGCGGCGCUCAUCGUCUCGCCGCUCUCCGGAAAAAUCAUGGACCUCUUCAGCACCGUCGGAAUGAUCGAAUUCAGGCCCGGUUUCUAUACGAUGGCGGCGUUUCGGUUCCUCUCACUGGUGGUACUCUACUUUGUGAACAUCGGCUUCCGCCACAGUCCCUCCGGGUCGCUCUUCAAGUACACGAUCAAACUCUUCCAGAAGAUAGAGCUCACGGUGCUCUUCCUGGUGAUGCUGCUCACAGGGAUGGCCGUGGGCCACAUCGAGACGUUCAGCUACGUCUUCCUGUCGCAGCUGGGCGCCAGCGGCACGCUGAUCGGCACCACCAUCACGGUCGGCAGCGCUGUAGAGCUGGUCAUGCUCUCCGUGUCGGGACUCUGUAUGAGCGCCGUCGGCCAGGUCGGCCUGAUCGUGCUCGGCAUGGUCAUCUACGCCGUCAGGUUGAUAGGUUAUUCGCUGAUUGUCGACCCGAGCCUGAGCCUGCUGCUGGAGGCGCUGGACGGCGUCAACAGCGGCCUGAUGAACGCGGCCGUGGUGACGUAUGCCGCCUCCAAGGUGGAGCCCGAGCUGGUGGCCACAGUGCGCGGCAUCCUCGGCUGCUUCCUCUUCGGCGGCGGUCGCGCGGUGGGCGCUCAGCUCGGAGGGUACCUGGUGGCGCGAUUCGGUCACCGGGUGGCGUUCCGGAUAUUCGCCGGUGUGGCGCUGUUCGCUGCCGCGGCCUACGCGCUGUUCCAGCUGGCAAUGCGUCGGCGACGCUCCGGCGACUUCCAGCCGGCCCCGGCCGACUCGGUCCGGGGGUGUCCGGCCCCGCGGUGUGCGGCCUAGGGGAGGGGAGUGGCGGCCCCGCGGUGUGCCGCCUAGGGGAGAGGGAGGGGGCAGCACCGCGGUGUGCCGCUUAGGGGAGGGGAGGGGGCACCGCGGUGUGCCCCUCAUAGGGGAAAUGGUGGGGAGGAGCCAGUCGACACACUGCACCGCCUAGGAAAUGUGGGUGCCGUAGGGGAGCUGUGCAGCUUAGGAGGAGAAUUUGUUGUAACUGGGAAGACUUAGUCUCAUGAGAGUGACUGGGCAUUGAGCAAGAGAUAGAUGCCCCCUGAGAUUGCAUAUAAAGGCUGUGCGUAAAAGUAACUUCUGAAUUUUGUCAAUAUCUUUUCAUUGAAGCAUGUGUGAUAUACGUCUUCCUUGGGCUGUUGCGAAUGAUGUUGUAGAAAGUAGAAAACUAUCUCCCUGAAUUUUCAUGCUCAGCACCGGGAGAUUGGAUGCAUGUACAACAACAUGUAGCAUGACAAAUGUUGAAGGCCUUGUCAGAAGUUCCCGAUGUCUUCGGGAGCGGAAUAAGGGGAUCGAUCGUCAGAACGCGGCGCUAUCAAUCUAUUGAUGUUCCCUGGGAGCCCACGUGCCUUAUUUGCCCGAGUUUGAGCAGCUGCAGAUGGGCAGCUCAUAUUUACGGCGCCGAGAGUAAAAAACAUUGUCCGAGCUGCGGGAAGGGACCUAAUCUAAAGUUCCAACUUUGACUACAAAAGGUUUUAGUCAAGUGAUCUAUCUUUCCAAAAAUUUCCAAAUCAAUGACCAUAUUGAAUAUUCCACUUUAACUUUUUGUUUGGUAUGUUGUAAAAGACCUGACAAGUUUGUACAUUUUGUUGCGAAUUGCGAAUCUACCAGAGACAGUUUUAUGUUGUUUGAUCUUUUGAAAUAGUUGGAACAAGUCCUUAGGGCAGAACAUGCUACAAAAUCAGUACAUCUAAAGUUUGUCUUUGUCGUUCUCUGCUGAGCCGCUCAGGUUAGUCAGGGGUCAUGCUGCAUUUGCUGGACGGUCCUGUGCGGUACGCACAGAGCCUGUGUCGCUGUUGCUGUCCUUCUCACCUGGGGACGCCACUGCCUUCCACAGCCGGCAGCGGCUGCCGCUGGUGGGCCUACACCUUCCUGGCCUUAGCCGUCUUCCUGUACAGGGUCCCUAGGUCUGCCGGUUCCCUGUAUACGCACAGGGUCCCUGGGUCAGCCGUCUCCCUGUAGGGUCCCUGGGUCAGCCGUCUCCCUGUAUAGUCUACCGACCCAGCCGGAGCCAAUCUCGCUGACUCUGUAAUGCGUCCGGUGCCGGGACCAAGUAAUCAAAGUACAUUAAACCGUCCACACGGAUGUGAGGGAAUGCUUUAAUGUGAUGCGUUUUAGUGGUGUAAUGUAUGAAUUCGGUUUGUCGCUAUGUAACAGGGAAACUAAUGGUAGCUGCGUGUCUAAUGGCGACUAAAUGUGCAACAGAUGGGCAUUUGUAUGAUGAUAAGUGGCUGGCGUAAAUCAUUCGAGGCAGAUAUGUGUUAUAUAUUUUUGUAGAUAUGAUUGUUUCAUAUAUGGAUUGGUGAUUUGUUUACCACUCCGCUCCUCGUUUUACGUGUCCUGUUAGCUCGCGUGUGAUUUUGUAAAUGGUGUUUCAAAUGUAUCAGGCCACUCGAUCCGUGGCGCUGCGUGUCGGGACUCAUGAGGUCAUGUUGGACUCGUUUGUAGGUAUAUUUAUAUAUUACACCUUCAUGGUGGAGCUUUCGCGGAACUUGGCAAUGACCUUGUUAAUAUCACUGAUGCCAACGUGGGACCAAGCUGAUCGUUCAGGGAAAUAGAGGGCAUUAUUGUUGCGACCAUAUCUACACGUCUCGUGAUGUCUGCCAAACCACAGGGAUGUGUGCACUGUGCGCUCUAAACGUGUGCGCUGUUCAGAAUGUGUGCUGUUGGUAGAAUGUGCGGUGCGUGCAUGAUUCUGAGUUUUGUGGUGGUGUUCACGGCAGCUACGAAAUAAAUUGAUUUAUAUA
Molecule: messenger RNA, 3940 nt
Organism: Amphibalanus amphitrite
Lineage: Eukaryota; Metazoa; Arthropoda; Thecostraca; Balanomorpha; Balanidae
Product: major facilitator superfamily domain-containing protein 6-like
Exons: 9
Coding region: 177-1970 (597 amino acids)
Cellular component (GO): membrane
Molecular function (GO): transmembrane transporter activity
Source: RefSeq, a predicted model, not a curated record